AUGGGUGUGAUUGUUGAGGUGCUGAAGGUGGCAUCUUCCUUGCGAGCUUUCUACCAGCAGAAGUUAGAAGGCACUUGGAGAUGUCACUAUGAACAAGACCGGAAUGCGCUUAAGAGAAAAGAAUGGGAACGGAGGAAUCAAGAAGUCCAGCAGGACGACGAUCUUUUUGCAUCUGGCUUUAAUCUCUUUGGAGAACCCUACAAGACUAACAAAGGUGAUGCCCUGGCCAACCGUGUCCAAAAUACAUUGGGGAAUUAUGAUGAGAUGAAGGAUUUGCUGACCAACCAUUCUAACCAGAGUCACCUUGUAGGCAUCCCAAAGAACUCAGUGCCACAGACCCCAGUAGAUAAAACUGAGCAGAGCUUUUUCCCAGAACAAAGAAACCGGAUGAUCCCACCCCACCAGGUCACGGGGCACUCCUCAGCAUCCAUGCCUCCCCCUACUUCCAUAUCAACCAGUUCCAGUUUGCUGCACAGUCAUCAAAGCAGCAGGAAAUCCAGGACUGAUUGGUCCCGUGGCAAUCAUGGCUCCAGCAGUGGCCAGCCAAGUCAAACUGGUAGUCAGCAAAGUCGGACAAAACACAGCUCUUCUCAUGAGCCGCCGCAAGGCAGGUACGAGGACCUUUUUGCCUGUCAGGGUGAUGCGCAUAAAACCGGAGGAGGCGAGGAAGCCAACACGCCGCCGUCGUCCUCACACUCGAGAAGACACAACCAUUCAAAGGCAACCGUUGCAGAGCACUCGUAUAAAGAAAGCAACCAUUCGAAGUCUCCAGUGGAUCUUGAGUUUCUGGGCCAUGGACCGGGAUCUCCACUCCCUUCCACAUCUUUAUUGUCAGCAAACAACAGUCUUUCAGCACCAAACUUUCCUCCAGGACUUCACUGUAAGAGUAGCAUGACCCAGCAAAAGCCCACUGCGUAUGUUCGGCCAAUGGAUGGCCAGGACCAGGUUCCAAAUGACUCACCUGAACUGAAGCCACCAGCAGAAAUUGAAGGUGUAUAUGGAAACCAAACCUUUGGAAAUCUGCUGGAAGGAAAGACUGCCGGAGCAGGAGUGAAGAACAAAUUACCAAAGCUUACCAUUCCUCCAGCGAAUGAAGUUAGCCUUCCCAAUGAUUCCAGCUGUGUGGAGGAAAUAUUACGGGAGAUGACCCAUUCCUGGCCUCCACCUCUCACUGCUAUUCAUACACCUGGGAAGGCUGAACAGAAUAAGUUUUCCAUUCCAAGCAAAGAUUCUCAGCAUCUGACCUCAGGAUACAAUGUGCAAAAAUGGAAUGAGCCCACCGGCAAAGUUGCAACCAAAUCAGUGCCACAGAAAUCAAUGCUUGAAGAUGAUCUGAAACUCAGCAGUGAUGAAGAAGAUAAUGAACAGAGUGCAGAGAAGAUAAAGCCUCGAAACAUUCCUGUAAAUGGGGGCUCUGGGAGUUCCAGUGAAUCUGAGAGCAGUUCCGAGUCUGAUUCAGACAGCGAGACCAGCUCCAGUGACAGUGAAUGCAACGAAGAGUCACGCAGCGGAACACCAGAGCCUGAACCCCCCUCAGCCAAUAAAUGGCAGUUGGAUAAAUGGUUAAAUAAAGUCAAUCCUCACAACAAGACGAUUAUAAUCAACCAGCAUGAGAAUCACAGUGACAGUGGCACGCAGCCCCAGAACAACUCCCAGAUUGAAGGACAAAACAAAGGGAAGCUUAAUAGCGGCUUGCCUCCAACCGAUUCCAAAGACCGGGCACUCCGUAGCCCCAUCCGAGAGAAAGCCAAACCUCGCCUUGCCCAGAAAGCUCCAGCAGAAGCAAAAAGUUCUAAGCAGAAAUCACCAGCUCACAACGAAUCCAACCCCCAAAGGACUACUGGGAAAAAGCAACCCAAAAAGGUUGAAAGGACUUCCAGUGCAGAAGACUACAAUUGGCCCAAACCAAAUAUUACCAGCAGCACACCCAAAGAGAAGGAAACGCAAGACAUCCAAGAGCAGCCCAAAGUUCGCACAAAGGUAACUGCUGGGAAGACAGCUCCACGGAAAGAGCCAAGAAUGACCACGGGCCCUGCUCUUGAGAAGAAAAAGUACCGAGGACCGGGCAAAACUGUCCCGAAGUCUCGGGAAUUUGUGGAAACAGAUUCAUCCACAUCGGAUUCAAACACUGACCAGGAAGAGAGCCGGCAGGCCAAGACAUUGCAAGGUUGCCCCGGCCCUGAGAAUGGCAUGAAAACCAAGGAGUCCAGUAGCAACCUCCUCAGCGUCAGCAGCUUGACCAGCAAUGCCUCCAUGGACCAAAACAGCAACGACUUGGAGGAGCCGCUCUUCUCGCCAAUCCCAAUUGUACAGAAUGAACCCCUUUCCCCGCUGAAAGAGUUUGAGGAGCUCAAAUACCUUUGGGUGAAAAUAGACCUGACCCUGCUUUCACGGGUCCCCAGGCAAGACACCUUUGAAAACAUGCCUGGCAAAGUGGAACCCCGAGAGGCCAGCACCAAGCACAGACGGCAGUCCCGAGAGUCCCCAACCCCAGCUGCAGAAAAAGCCUCCACUAAAUCCAAACGGAAGCACAAGCAGUCUGAAAGUGCGGACACAUUUGGUGAAAACAAGAAGCAGCGCUUGGAGGAACCUUCAGCAUCGUGUUUGCUUCCACCCUGUAUUUCUCCAAUACCCAACCACAGAAUAACUGGUGCUAAAGACAACAACUCCAUCAAAAAGGUGACCAAGAAACGAGAAGAUAAGCUGUUUCCCCCGCCACUCUCCCCUCUCCUGGACGAGUCUGCACCUCGGCGGCACAAUGGGAAUGAGAACAGCUCCUUCAGCCAAGAGAACACCUUGCCCACCCCACCCCAGGCCAACGCCUGCUCCAAGCACCGGAAAAACGAGAGCAAAUCCUUCCCCAAUGUCAAAGGAGUCUGCGAGGAAGACUCCCACAGCAGGCCCCCAAACUCUCUGCUGGACAGGACCCACCUCGAUACUGACAUCUGGUCCAGCGCUCCUGCCUUCGCUGAUGGGACCCCUGAGCCAAGAAGACCCAAAAUAGCAUUUGAUGACAUGCUUCACAAUGCAGAUUACUACAUGCAAGAGGCCAAAAAGCUAAAGCACAAAGCAGAUGCCCUGCUGGAAAAGUUUGGUAAAGCUGUGAAUUACGCUGACGCAGCCCUUUCCUUCAUUGAGUGCGGGAACGCUAUGGAGCGCGAUCCAUUAGAAGCAAAAUCUCCAUACACCAUGUACUCAGAGACUGUGGAACUCAUCAGGUAUGCAAUGAGACUGAAGAACUUCACUGGCUCCUCUGCCACGGAAGGAGACAAGAAGCUGGCAGUUUUAUGCUACCGAUGCUUAUCCCUUCUCUACCUGAGAAUGUUUAAACUAAAGAAGGACCAUGCUAUGAAGUACUCGAGGUCUCUGAUGGAAUACUUUAAGAAUUCAUCCAAAGUUUCACAGGCCCCUUCUCCUUGGGGAGGCAAUGGAAAGAGCACAGAAACUCCAUCCCCCAUGUCCCUGAGCCCUUCACCCAUCAGCUCUCUUGGGAACACGACAGGCACAGCUGGGUCGUCUUCGGCGGGGACCAUAACCAUUCCCCAGCGCAUCCACCACAUGGCUGCCAGCCACGUCAACAUCACGAACAACGUACUGCGAAGCUACGAGCACUGGGACAUGGCUGACAAGCUGGUGAAAGAGAACAAAGAGUUCUUCAUAGACCUGGACUUGGUGAUGGGUCCAUUGACGCAACACAGCAGUAUGGCCAAUCUGGUCCGUUACGUUCGGCAAGGACUCCAUUGGCUUCGCGUUGAAGCACACUUGUUGUAGUGAGUGCCACCUUGUUUAUCACAACUCCGUCCUCUUACCUCCGCCGGCGCACAGGUGAUCACUGAUGGAAAGCCACUCCUUUCCAGGACUAUAUCCACAGAGUUUAA
Molecule: messenger RNA, 3878 nt
Organism: Varanus komodoensis (Komodo dragon)
Lineage: Eukaryota; Metazoa; Chordata; Lepidosauria; Squamata; Varanidae
Gene: AFF2
Product: AF4/FMR2 family member 2
Exons: 21
Coding region: 1-3771 (1256 amino acids)
Biological process (GO): regulation of RNA splicing
Cellular component (GO): nuclear speck; nucleus
Molecular function (GO): G-quadruplex RNA binding
Source: RefSeq, a predicted model, not a curated record